Messenger RNA from Pelobates cultripes (western spadefoot toad), 12357 nucleotides. The record is from the annotation of a GenBank genome assembly. NCBI's taxonomy places the organism in Eukaryota, Metazoa, Chordata, Amphibia, Anura, Pelobatidae.
UAACCUGGUAACAAGAAGACCAGCCCCCCACCCACUCCCCACUCUCAGGGGGAGGAGCAACAUGGCGGCGGCUCCACCACCACCACCACCACCGGCUGCGGGUAAUAACACAGGGGGGAUGCUUUGGAAGAUCUGUUAAAGUAAACCCGUAUUUGAAUACUGGUAUAAUGGUGGUUAGUCUCCUCGGGGUUCUGUUUUGUUUCAUUUGUAUUUAGAACAAUGGAUGUUGUCCUGGCAGUCAGUCAAACUAACACUAAGAUGUAUUAUAUUACUGUCCCUAUAUUAAAUGUAUUAUAUUACUGUCCCUAUAUUAAAUGUAUUAUAUUACUGUCCCUAUAUUAAAUGUAUUAUAUUACUGUCCCUAUAUAAAAUGCAUUAUAUUACUGUCCCUAUAUUAAAUGUAUUAUAUUACUGUCCCUAUAUAAAAUGCAUUAUAUUACUGUCCCUAUAUUAAAUGUAUUAUAUUACUGUCCCUAUAUUAAAUGUAUUAUAUUACUGUCCCUAUAUUAAAUGUAUUAUAUUACUGUCCCUAUAUAAAAUGUAUUAUAUUACUGUCCCUAUAUAAAAUGCAUUAUAUUACUGUCCCUAUAUUAAAUGCAUUAUAUUAAUGUCCAUGGAUUAAAUGUAUUAUAUUAAUUUCAAUGUAAGCCCUGUUAACGAACACGUGCAUUUCCUCACUCGUGUGAUGUUGUGGACACAUUUCAGAUGUCUCAAUCUAAUCAUACAGACAAGCACAGAGCUGUCUGUGGCAGCACAACUCACUACGUCCUGUAGUUAAAUACAUUGUGUGCCCCAUCAUAUUAUAUCAUAGAUCAAGCAGGCUGUAAAGGUCAAAUGAACUCUCCAAGCACCAUAACCACUAGAGCGCCUACUCUGAGUGCCGGAAGCCUUUGGAAUCGUGCUAAGCCCAGUGGUGCAGGGCUUAAAGGGAAACUAUAGUGCCAGCAAAACAGUAUGUGGCACUAUAGCUACCCCCUCUGUCUCUGCUGCCCAGCCAGCGGUGGAGACCUAAUGCGCAUACACGGCAGUGGGCGUGCUCGCAUUAGUACUUCCCACAUAGGAAAGCAUUAUACAGUGCUUUUCUAUGGGGUUUCGGGUGACGCUGGAUGUCCACAUGCAUAGCGUGAGGAAGUCCAGCAUCGGGCAACCAAAAGUCACCUAACGACCCAGAAGAUUGGUAGACAGCCACUAGAGGUGGAGUUAACAUACAAUGGUACUUAUUGCAGUUUAAAGGACCACUCUAGGCACCCAGACCACUUCAGCUUAAUGAAGUGGUCUGGGUGCCAGGUCCUUCUAGGGUUAACCCAUUUUUUUUAUAAACAUAGCAGUUUCAGAGAAACUGCUAUGUUUAUGAAUGGGUUAAGCCUUCCCCCUAAUCCUCUAGAGGCUGUCUCAUUGACAGCCACUAGAGGCGCUUGCGUGCUUCUCACUGUGAUUUUUACAGUGAGAGCACGCCAGCGUCCAUAGGAAAGCAUUAUGAAUGCUUUCCUAUGUGACCGGCUGAAUGCGUGCGCAGCUCUUGCCGCGCGUGCGCAUUCAGCCGACAGGGAGGAGAAGAGGAGGAUCGGAGGAGGAGAGCUCCUCGCCCAGCGCUGGAAAAAGGUAAGUUUUAACCCCUUUCCCCCUUCCAGAGCCGGACGGGAGGGGGUCCCUGAGGGUGGGGGCACCCUCAGGGCACUAUAGUGCCAGGAAAACGAGUAUGUUUUCCUGGCACUAUAGUGGUCCUUUAAUGAAAAUUGCAAUAAUUACCCGUUGCAGGGUUAAAGGGCAUGGGACACUGCACCCAGACCACUUGAAUGAGCUGAAGUGGUCUGGGUGCUUAUAGUGUCCCUUUAAUUGGCUGGGAGCGGUCAGUUGACACUGUUAGCCAACGAGCUGGCUCUGCACGGCGGAGUUUAGCUUAGCAUAGCCUGCUGAUCCAAGGUAAGUUUUCAAACUGUUAAUUGGUUAAGGAGCUUGGAGUGUUCCAGCCAAUUACCUGCACUGUAAGAUUUGUCCCCCAGGACAGGUAAGGAGGGUGAGGUGCCAGGGCACUCAUGGCACCAUAACCACUACAUCACGCUGUUGUGCUUAUGGUGUUUUUUUUUUUUGUUUUUUUUUUUUAUAUUACACUUUACUAUUAUUUACUAUAUGAAUGAAAUAUUGUUCAUUGGACUAAGAGAACCCUGAGCAACAAAUAAUUCUAAAUCUGAGUUUGCCACUUUUAAAGGAUCACUAUAGUCUACAAAAAAAACCCAAGAAAGACAGGUUCCCUAACCUUCUUCCUUGCUUUUAUAUGAACUUCCUCUUAUUAAAAAUAAUUUUCUAGUCCUUUUUAUGAUAUAAACUUACCUCUGUUCCAGCGCCGAGAUCCCUGUCAGGCGCGCCUACUUUUUCGUCAAAUGACGAAGUAGCAGGGCUCAAUCAGAUGCUUCUCUUACAGAAGCGUCAUUGCGAUCUGUGGCGCAUGCGCGGGUUCACGCUGCACCAAUCGCGUUCUUCAUAGAGCGGCAUUGAAUGCCGCCGUAUGAAUGAACUCAGCGCUCCAUAUGCGCGUUUGCGAGCUGAGCUGACUGAGAGGGAUGGAUGGAUGGAUCCAACACUCACUCACCCACAGUCACCAACCCACACAAUCAGUUACCCACCCACACUCGUUCACAAAAUAAGAUUACUUACAGUUUGGAUCCUCCCCUCCUGCUUGGUCUCUGGUCUUCAGCCUGUCAGCUCGAGCCGACGCUGUGUGCAGGAGAUGUUAUGUGCCUCCUAUCUCCUGUAUGCUGAUAGCAUGUUUGAUGUCUUCACCCAAGCGUGAAGACGUCAAACAUGAAGAUGAAUGCGAAUUAUGCAUUCAUCCACUCGGAAGUCCCUCUGGUGGCAGUCUGAGUGACUGCAACUGGAGGUGUUCCUAGCUUCCAAUGUAAACACUGUAUUUUCUCAGAAAAUACAGUUUUUACAUGAGAGGCUGCAUGGAGCUAUAGUUCUCACCUGAACAACCUCAUUAAGCUGAAGUUGUUCAGGUGACUAUAGUGUCCCUUUGAAGGGACACUAUAGUCACCUGAACAACUUUAGCUUAAUGAAGCAGUUUUGGUGUAUAGAACAUGCCCCUGCAGCCUCACUGCUCAAUCCUCUGCCAUUUAGGAGUUAAAUCCUUUGUUUAUGAACCCUAGUCACACCUCCCUGCAUGUGACUUGCACAGCCUUCCAUAAACACUUCCUGUAAAGAGAGCCCUAUUAAGGCUUUCUUUAUUGCAAGUUCUGUUUAAUUAAGAUUUUCUUAUCCCCUGCUAUGUUAAUAGCUUGCUAGACCCUGCAAGAGCAUCCUGUAUGUGAUUAAAGUUCAAUUUAGAGAUCGAGAUACAAUUAUUUAAGGUAAAUUACAUCUGUUUGAAAGUGAAACCAGUUUUGUUUUCAUGCAGGCUCUGUCAAUCAUAUCCAGGGGAGGUGUGGCUAGGGCUGCAUAAACAGAAACAAAUUGAUUUAACUCCUAAAUGACAGUGAAUUCAGCAGUGAAAUUGCAGUGGAAUGAUCUAUACACUAAAACUGCUUUAUUUAGCUAAAGUAAUUUAGGUGACUAUAGUGUUCCUUUAAGAGCCCGUUCUAAGCACCUAUGGGUCUUGCAUGAGCUUGGAUCCAAAUGACGUCUCAGAGGAGACUAUGCUUAUAGGAGUAUAUGAAGGGAAAAUGAUUGUUGACAUUAUCAUAUAGUGCCUGCUGUGUAUGAGUUUGAUUCCCAUCAAUCUUGGUACAUACAUGAUGACAAACUAAAGAGUGUCUGUCAUAACAUGCAAUAUGUAGGUUUUUCUUUGCUUGACGUGAUGUUACAAAUCAUGGGAAAACAUGAAAUAGCAAUCAGAUCAUACAAUGUAUAGAUGAAACAUGAUGGGUCAAUUUUGUAUUAUGGCAGUCAGUGCUGGAAAUAUAUUCAUUAUUAUUAUUUAUAUAGCACCAACACAUUUCACAGUGCUUUACAAUUAUAUGAAAAAAAAAGGUAUAUGAGAGGUGAAGAAGGCCUGCUCAAAUUAGUUUACAAUGUAUGAGGAUUUAAGUAGGCAGGGAGAUAUUUAGGUGUCUUACCACUGCUUAACCAGCUGAUAUAUAAAAUAAACCAUGCAACUAAUAUUUAUAAAUAUCUCCUGAACAUCUAAAUGGCAUCUAAUGAAUCAGCACUUGAAGUAUAACUCCACUGAUCUCAGGUUCUGCGCACCAGCAUUGAACGGUGUCAGUCACAAUGCACUCACCCUAUUACUUGCAGCUGAUAUGGAUAUUUAACGUACAACACUCAAGCUUGACUCUACUCAUCUUUAGAAUUAUUGUAAUAAAUGGUGCAACUUGAUCUUAACAGGUGCUUUAAGACUGGAAAUGGCAAUGCCAAGUAUUUAUUCUAAGGAAGAUGUAGGAGGUUUAGCAAAAUGUCAACAAAAUACAUCAGCUUCUAAAUAUCUUAGGAGGAGGUGAAGUGUUUUUUACUUUAUAUGUAGUACAUUACUGUCCUUUUCUUCCAUCCAUUAACGUAGUGUUUUCAGUCAUAUUAUCUGUAUCUAAUCCAUGUAAAGAAAGAGAAAUGUACAUAAUGUAUAAGUGAAUGUUUUGAAUUGGUUCACAAAAGCAUGUCCAUUUUGCUUCCUUAAAAUAGCACAUCCUACAUUUUCAGGCAUAUUUAAAAAGGCACUUGUACCCAGUGAUGCAACAUAAGAACCUUUCAGAAACCCUUGAAAUAUUAUUAUGCAUUGUAGAGCCAGUGCAUUAUAGUUAAUUGAAAUUACAUUCUCUCAUCUGUCCAUGUUUUUCAUUUAUUUUUUUUCUCAGCAAACAAAAUGUUGGACAUUUCUGACAUGACUUGUUUCUAUUUUGGUUUCCUUAAAAUCAGCUUAACCCAUGUUUUUUUAAUGUGGUUUUACGAAUUAACUGAUAGGUUAAAUCUUUUUAAUUUUUCAUAUGAAAUCUUUUCAUUAUUCAGCCAACUUAAAAGGACACUCUAGGGGCAGUAUCACAGUUUGAGUAUCUAAUUUUGCAGUUUGGUUUUCAGUGCACUGCAAUUCGGUUUUAAGUUACAGGGACACUACUGCACCAAAACAACUUUGCUUUAAUGAAGUUGUUACGGUGCAUGGAAACCCCUGAAGGCACUCUACCUCAAGGGGUUAAACCAUUCUCGAAUGGUUUAACCACAAAAUUGCCCUCAGUGGCUAUGUCCACUACCCCCGACGGCAUCCAGAUUCAGAAUUUUCAGAUUCAGGAAGCGCAGAAUCCUGCCGGGCAGGGUCGCUGUAGAUUGGCUGAGAGUGGUCAGCUGAUGCUCUCAUCCAGUCAGUUACUUCCCAUUCACAAAACUGUCUUGGAAAGAAACGUACCUUUUCCAAGCCAGUUUGGUGAAUGGGGAGUCACUGAUAAGCUGAGCGCGUCCGCUGACUGGCCUCAGCCAAUCAGCGGCGCCUCCUGAAUCUGAAUAUUUUGUAGCCGGGGGGGAGUGGACUUCGCUGUGGGAGGCAACUUUGGGGUUAAAUAGUUCGGAAACAGUUUAAACCCUUGAGGUAAGAGUGCCUGUAGAGGCCUCCCUGCACCAUUACAACUUAAUUUAGAUUAAGUUGUUUUGGUGCCAGAAGUGUCUCUUUCAUAACCAACCAGAUAUAUUUCGUAAUGGGAAUGAAAUUAAACCAAAUCUCAUUGUUUUGCUUAUUGAAGAAGUUGUUUUAAGCUUUUGUGUUCUUUAUCAAUCAAGUCUUUUAAUGGGUUUUUGCUAUUUGUACAGUGGCUGAUUUUGUUUUGCAAUUCUCAUAACUGUCAUGAUGAGCGGAUCUACUGGUUUCUUAAUGCAGCACUGUCACUUGUGAGGUAUUUGUAUUUUUAUCAAAAUCUCCUAAGGUGACAUUUCAUGGUGGUGUUUGAAGGGGAGUAGUCGGAGAGCUAUUGUUACCUCAGUUUGUUCCUUCUUUCCGCUGCCAUGCUUCUUCAUCUCCUGGUAACUUCACCUGCCAGAACUGUCCAUUAGUUUUUGCUAAAAAUCUUGUUUAGGAAUGUUUAAGAAAAAAAACAGGUGACAGUGUCACUUUAAUGACUGGCAUUCAUUGUUUUUAAAUGUAUAAGUUUUUAUGCUUUUUUUUUUUUUUUAAGUGGAAUUUAUUAAACAAAUGUAUAAAUUCUUAAUUCUGUAGGUUUUCCAAACAGAAACAGAGUUGCGAUUUUAGCAGAAUUAGACAAAGAGAAGAAAAAACUUUUAAUGCAAAACCAGUCUUCAACCAACAACCCAGGUGCCAGGUAUGUUCACAUUAUUGUAUUUUAUAAUACUAUACUAUUAAUUGUCUAUAUGGGUGUUUUGACUGGAUGCUAAUAUCAAGCUAUCUAAUGCAACAUUACUAUCGGGUGUCCUUAACUGAUCAAUGUUUUCUGUCAGUGGGUAGUAUGAUUGCGAUUGCAAUCCAAAUUUCUGCUGGUUGUGCCUCCAAAGUCAGAAUACCUUUAACGUCUAAAAACUAAAGCUAAACCACAAUUUCAUCUUCAAUCUAGUGAUGUUGAGCUCAGUAGACCGAUAUUGUAAGGUUAACAAAAAAUUGCAUCUUUUUGGUUUUUAACAAGUUGGAGGCUGCAGGUAGCAAAAUGUACUGAUAAUGCUUUUAGGUGACUGGUAUAUCGUCCUUUCAGGUGAUGAAAUUGCUCAGGUAUUGAUGGUCACAUUGUGUUGAUAACCCCUCUUCCUCAGGAUUGUGAGUACCAAAAUGUAACUUAAAGUAUAGAGCCAUUUUUCACCAAUCCAAUAAUGGUAAAAUUUAAAAAAUAAAUGAAAACUAUUUAGUGUGAGAAUGGAUGUAAGACUAUGACACAUUAGUUAUUUCCUGAUUUUGUAUUUGGUUUUGUACAUGACUUUGAGGUUUAAAUAAGGAGACACUAGAUUUGCCAAAACAACUUGAGCUUAAUGAAGCAGGUUUGGUGUAUAGAUCAAACCCCUGCAGUCUUACUGCUAAAUUCCCUGCCAUUUAGGAGUUAAAUCACUAAAGCUGAGUAUGCAGACGAAAUCCGCCCCCCAGGCUGAUCCAUAGUUCAUGAUGGAGAGCAUGCGAGUAUUACAGACAGCAGUUAUCAAUAAUCAUAAAUCAAAAGGAGAGAGCCCAGAGUAAAGGUUAGGACUCUGUACGAUGUUAAAUGUUACAGCGUGGUGGCAGAUAUCCCAGGGACCUGCCGUUCGUGUCCUUCUCCAGCUGUAGGUUGCUUUGCUCGGGGAUUCCGACUGCACGGCAGAGAGUUCGUAUGAGCUGUUGCCCCCUUGUGGACAUGCUGUUGUCGGGUGCCGUGACCUUGUGAAGGUGUAUCUGGCUGGAGUCCUUCUAUAGAGUGUCGCCUCUUGUCGGGCCGGCCCGAAGGUAAGUUCUUUGAUGGGGAGCGGUGUGGGCUACCUCUGAGCCUCGUUUGCCGAUGUCUCCCUUUGGUCACCGCUUGUGGGUCCCGACUUCUGGUGGGUAUUGAGUGGGCACAGCUCAGAGCCCUAUCUGAUCCAGCCACGCUGUCAGUCUCCUUCAGGGCUCUGUGGGGAGUUUGAUAUUUCUUUGCCGCAGGUUCACCGCUGUUGCAAGGGGUCUCGGGGCUUGGGCCGGUAUAACCCCCUCCAGCCUUAGGGGGUGAGACGGGACCUGCUCCACAACCUUGAGGGGGCUGGUGUGAUUCAGUCGGGCGGGAGUGAUUCAGUCGAGCGGGGCAGCAGCCGUCUACCCCGCUCACCGCCUAAGUAGGCCUCCUCUUGUGCGUACAACAUGAGUCAUUCUGAGGGACUAAAACACGGAGUGCAAGCCUCUCCCCAGGUCCAGUGCCCCUUCGUGUAUCGGACUGCGUUCUCUGGUCAUCAGGAGGGUACCAGUUCAGCUUUGACUUUUUUAAAUUUCGCCUGAUUGCAGGAGCUGUUGUUUCAUGCGGCUGUUCUGCAUGGCGGUCAGGCCCCGCCCCCCGAGAUAAAAAUAUUUUAAGUAAGCUAAAAUCUGAUUGAAACUGAAACCAUUUUUUUUCCUGCAGUCUGUGUCAGUCACAGCCAGGGGUAGUGUGGCUAGGGCUGCAUAAACCGAAAUAAAAGUGAUUUAACUCCUAAAUGACAGAGAAUUGUGCAGUAAUUCUCUAGACAACCACUAGAGGGCACGUCUGUGUUUAUAGCACAUGAAAAGUGUGCUAUAGCGUCGCUGGACGUCCUCACGCUAUGUGAGGACUUCCAGCGUCGCUGAAAUCACCAUAGGAAAGCAUUGAAAGCAUUUUUCAAUGCUUUCCUAUGGGGAGGUCUAAUGCGUGUGCGUGGCAUUGCCGCGCUUGCGCAUUAGGUCUCCGUCGCCGGCGGGCAUGCAUGCUUAAUAGGUCUCCCCCCACCCCCCCGGAUGACGUGGGCGGACCCUGACCCAGCGCCGAGGGACAUCGGCGCUGGAUACAGGUAAGUCACUGAAGGAGUUUUAACCGUCUCAGCAACUUGAGGUGGGAGGGAGACGGUUUGUUUUCCUGGCACUGGAGAGUCCCUUUAAGUAGGACACACAAGGUAUAAAAAUGCUGUUUUCUGUGAAUUGCAAUAUGUUUGCUUAUUUUGAUUGUUUAUUUGAAACUUAAAAUGUUGUAUGUCAUUCAGAUAUAUAUAUACAUACUCGAGUAUAAGCCGACCCGAAUAUAAGCCGAGGCCCCUAAUUUUACCCCAAAAAACUGGGAAAACUUAUUGACUUGAGUAUAAGACUAGGGUGGGAAAUGCAGCAGCUACUGGUAAAUUUCUAAAUAAAAUUAGAUCCUAAAAAAAUUAUAUUAAUUGAAUAUGAUGAAUGCAGUGUGUGUGUAUAUGAGUGCAGUGUGUGUUUGUGUUGCAGAGCCUUGGUGGGGGGUGGGCAUUUUUAUAAAAAAAAAAAAAAAUUUUGGUUAUAUUUUUUUAAAUUAUUUUUUUAUUAUUAUUUAUAUUUAUAUAUUAAUUGAUAUUAUUUUAAUUUUUUUUGUUAUAUAUUUUUUUAAUUAUUUUUUUAUUAUUAUUUAUAUAUUAUUAAUCUAUUUAUUUUUCGUCCCCCCUCCAUGCUUGAUACAUGGCAGGGAGGGGGGCUCUCCUUCCCUGGUGGUCCAUUGGCAGUUCAGUGGGGGGGGAGGAGGGGGGCUGGCAGAGCUGUUACUUACCUCUCCUGCAGCUCCUGUCAGCUCUCUCCUCCUCCGCGCCGGUCCAUGCAGCUCUUCUCUCAGCUCACACUGUAAGUCUCGCGAGAGCCGCACUAUGACCCCGCGGCUCUCGCGAGACUUACACUGGGAGCUGACCGAGGUGCUGACCGGACCGGCGCGGAGGAGGAGAGAGCUGACAGGAGCUGCAGGAGAGGUAAGCGCUCGCUGCCAGCCCCCAGUCUGUAUUAUGGCAAUGUAAAUUGCCAUAAUACAGACAGUGACUCGAGUAUAAGCCGAGUUGGGGUUUUUCAGCACAAAAAAUGUGCUGAAAAACUCGGCUUAUACUCUAGUAUAUACGGUAUAUAUAUAUAUAUAUAUAUAUAUAUAUAUAUAUAUAUAUAUAUAUUCCUCAGGGCCCCCAUCCCGUUAAAACCCCUUCAGCCACAUACUUUUAUCCAGCGCCAGGCUCCCUCGACGCUGGUGACCUCUCAUCCCCCUCCGACAUCAGCUCCCGAGUGGAGCCGAAUGUGCAUGCCCGGCCACAGCCACAAGCACAUUAAAAAUGCCCAUAGGAAAGUAUUUCUCAAUGCUUUCCUAUGGACGCUCUGUGCGCUCAAUGCGAUUUUCAGGAAGACAGCCACUAAAGGCUGGAUUAACCCUGCAAUGUAAACCCUGAAACUGCAAUGUUUACAUCUGAAGGGUUAAAACCUGGAGGACCUGGCACCCAGACCACUUCAUUGAGCUGAAGUGGUCUGGAUGACUAUAGUGGUCCUUUUAAGCUAUAGUGCUUUCGCUACCACUGUUUGCUAUAGGUAGUGAAUAAUUUUAACUUACCUUUGCUUAUCUAGGGGAGAAGUAUGUAGAGAAUAUAUUGGACAUCAGCCUGGAUAUAUUUAUAGGGACACUCUAACAAUUAUAUCUUAAAGGAACACUGUAAUCCUAACACCCUUUCUUUCACUUGCCUGAUUCCAGCCUGGAUACCUCUCCUUCUCCUGCGACAUCACAGCAAUGGGAGAAUCUAAUGCACAAGUGCUGCGGGCAAAUUAAUUUUUCUCUAUACGAAAACUUUGAAUCAAUGCUUUCUAUUGAAAUUUUCAAGACGCUGGACGUCCUAAUGCAAAGCGUGAAGACCUCCAGAGUUGUUUCACAAAAUUAAACUGUGUGAAUCGAGGAAGUGGUCCUAGUGGCUGUCACUAGAGGCAGUCUUAACCCUGCAUUGUAAACCUUGCAGGGUUAAGGGGCCGCGAUACUGAACCCAGACCACUUCAAUAAGAUGGUCUGGGUGUCUAUAGUGUCCUUUUUUUUUUUUUUUUAACACAGUGAGGCCAUGAAUCAAAUCUAACACGGGAACAUUCUAAUUUAAAAGUUAAACCUUAUAAUAUUUGUGUCUAUUUAUGUCUUUAGCAUCGCACUUUCAAGGCCUAAUGUAAACAAAGAUAUCCGUGACCAUGCCGAGCAGCAACACAUAGCAGCACAGCAGAAAGCUGCACUUCAGGUAAGCUAUUUGUACAACAAUAAUAGACAUUAUGACUUUGUUGUGUUGUGUGUGUUUCUUUCCUCAGUGUGUCUCAUUAUGCCACUAUUCCUUGAAUGUCAGUCUGUGGGGUAUGAAAAUAAGUUUUGGGGAAAAGCUUUAGAAUUGGUACAGUAACCAUGGUAGAUUAUGAAGUGGCCUUGCUACCUGCUGAUAAAAUUUAGAUCUCAAUCUCAUGCUUUAUCGUGAUAGCCUAUCUGUCUAGUUUUUAAAUAUGUCUAUGGUGUUGAUGUUAUCAUAAACAGAGUUGCAUUUCUUAUCCAACAGAGAGCUGGACCACAACAAUUAAAUUAAACCCUUAAGGAUAGAGAUAAAUUUGUCCAAGUUCUUAAGCAAAACGAAACCUUGAGAUAACACUAACCCUAUACCAACCCCCACACUUAACUAUAUAGCAUCGACACCCCUUACUCAGUGUUUACACUAAGUCUCUAACAUUACAUACUUAGAUCUUGUAAAUUUAAUUUAUAUGUACAUAAAUGGUAAAUCGGUAGGUCAUGAAGUUACCUAAUAUGUUCCAAAAGAGCACUCCCUUUGCUAGAACAUGCCUCCACCCAACUCCCUAAAAUGCGUGUCCUUCUUUGGCUGCAUCAAUGAUUUUAUAAAAAAACAAAAACAAAAAAACAAUCUUUGGUCAAUGAGGUGUAGUGAAAAUUCCAUAUAACAUAUGAAAAUACUUUUUGGAUAUAGAACAUAUAAUUUAUAUAUAUAUUUUUCUCUUGUUCAUACAGCAUGCUCACGCUCAUUCAUCUGGAUACUUCAUAACCCAAGACUCUGCAUUUGGAAACCUGAUUCUCCCUGUAAUACCGCGUCUUGAUGCAGAAUAAUAGACUACAGUGCCCUUGUUCCAGCUGUACAUACUGCCUUAAGGAAGCUAUUUAAAAGUGAACCUUCUUGUCCUGUAUCUUCCUUACAUAUUAUUUUGCUAUUUUUUUAACACAUUCUGUAAAUGUUUAAUGUGAACUUCUGCUGAUUAAAGCAUCAGUAAGAGAGAGGAAUCAUUAAACUAUUACGCACACUGUUUCCAAGCUGCUUGUGUUGGAAGUUGUUUAACUGUAAAAUAAGUUUUUAAUUCUUAUUAUUAUUUUUUUUAAAUACUUUAUUUGAGUGACAGCCUUGUCAUAUGCAUGCAUUACAAAUGGUGCAUAAUACAAAGAAAAACAAGAAAGGAGGUUAGCGCUAAUAAUAAAAAGGUGGAUGGGCAGCGGCCUAGCAGAGGGUAACCCUCUAUAGUAAGAAUGGAAAACAACAACAACAGUAAUGCAAGGCUGCGCCAAAAUGUAUCAAUGUGGACUACAAAUAGUAAAAAGACAUAUAAAUAAAACUUAUAAAAGUUUAAAAUAAAAUAUCGAAAAUAGUCCAAAAAGAUUUUAGAAGUUGCACUGUGGCAAUAGAUGUCUUAUAAGGUGCUUUUGGUGAAUGGGUCUCUUCUCUGUUUAUAGUAGUCCAGUUGGUCUUGUGAUAUGGAAGACACAAGAUAAGAGACCAAUCGUAUAGAGUCUAAGGGUCAAUAUAUGUGAGCUAAAGAUAUAAAUAUUCUACUCACAUUUAAAUGAGCUACAGCCAGCUCAGGUAUAACAGGCGUACAGCGGAACAAUCCCGGCUUAUGGGAUAUAUGGAUGAUUGUCCUCCGGACAAUCCACCCUGCUAUGUUAAUAGCUUGCUAGACCCUGCAAGAGCCUCCUGUAUGUGAUUAAAGUUCAAUUUAGAGAUUGAGAUACAAUUAUUUAAGGUAAAUUACAUCUGUUUGAAAGUGAA